AUGGAAGCUCUUCGCGCUGCAAUUGAGGCAGCGCAAAGUGCCGGAGAGCUACUCUUGGCCCAGCUCAGACCAUACUGUGGGGAAGGGUUUGUUUGGGAGCGCCUGAGUGAGCUGAAAGACGUCACCAAGAUAUGCGACCGAAUUGAACUCGAUCCCGUUCUCGGGCGCGACCGUGACACCGAGGCCAGUCUGAAACAGUGUGCCGACAACGUCUCAGAUAUCAAAGUCCUUCUAGAGGAGGCCAAUUCCUUCAGGAAGAAUCAGCGCUUCAGACAGCCAUGGAAGUCUCUUGUCCGAGAAGAUAUAGAAGAAGAGUCUGUGCGUCUCUUCAAUAGGCUCCAGAGGGAGAGGGCGGCGUUGGAGUUACACAUAGCGACUGCCACUUCGGAUGCUGAGUAUCAAAUGGGCGUAGCUGCCACAGGAGCCCGGAGACGCUUUGCUGCCUUCAGCCCCGCCGAUGUAAAUUUCCUUCGUGACGAAAUCUUCAUCACCGACCCACGUGAUGACAGAUCCUCUCUCAUCUCUGCCAAAGGGGAAAGAGCCGACGGAACUUGCAUGUGGGUGCUCGAAACGGAUGCCUACAACGCAUGGAUGAAUACCCCAUGUCCAGGACUGUGGAUCACGGGUGGCCCAGGGACGGGCAAAACCAUGAUGUCAAUUUUCUUGACCGAACAGCUUGAGCUCAAGGCCGCAAGGUCGGAGGCAGAGAAUGUUAUCUACUACUUUUGCGACAAUCAAAACGACUCAAGAAACGAUGCCCUGGGAAUACUCCGAGGUCUUAUUUGGCAACUUGGUAGCAUGAAGCCCAGCCUGAUGAAACAUGGGCUAUCUGACGUGCGUCUAGUUGACGCGAAUCCCCUUUUUUAUUUGCGGAUGUUUGAUUUGCGAAUGGAGAUCCUCUGUCGAAUUUUCAACAACAUGGUUGAAGACUUGGAUGCUGGGUGCGUCUUUUGUGUCAUUGAUGGCCUGGACGAAUGCGAUAGCACAUCCAGCGAUUUAGUCAACUGUCUUCUGGGUGUGAGCACGUCCAAAUUCAAGCCACUAGUUCUCAGCCGACCCCUGAAUCAGCCACUCACGAGGUCACUCUCUAAUUAUUUGCGCCUCCGUCUUGACACCGACUUGCAAAAGGAGAUAAAGGCAGAUCUCAAGGCCUUCAUCCAACAACGAGUGCAGCAACUGUCAGACGAUGGUGGCUAUCCGCCAGCACUUCAACAAGUCAUUCAUGAUACCUUCAUACAGAGAUCAGAAGGGACAUUCCUCUGGGUUAAGCUCGCGGCGCAGGAGCUCGAAAAGAGGCCAUUGGCCGAAGUCGAAACCUGCCUCAGCAGCCUGCCUUCUGGUCUAGAUGGCAUCUACAGCCGGAUUCUGAGGAGCAUAGACCAUGCAUGCGCUGGAUCUGUGUCCCGCCUUCUCACUGUGAUCACGACGGCUUACCGUCCCCUGAGCAUCGAAGACGCGGAAACCCUACUGGGCAUUCAGCCUGUUGGUCAAUUAACGGCCUCCGAGGUAAUGGAAUCAGUCGUCGCUCAAUGCAGCAGCCUUCUGGUCCUUGUGUGUAAGCCGAGGAGUGAGAAGAAGGUCAUACGAUUGCUGCACCAGUCGGUUAAAGACUACCUCUUCCGCUCAUCAAAGUACGGCGACCGCGGCCUGGAGGCGUUUUAUUUUCAACAUAACAAGGCGCAUCUGCAGCUCGCAAGCCUUUGUCUAGGCAUAUUGGAAUCCCACUACCCGGAGAAUUUCCGAACCACCCGAGACAGGAGUUUCACGGGAAAGUAUGCAGUAGACUGUUUCAAGCAUCAUGCCAAAGACAGUGGCAGCGAGUUUUCGUCACUGGUGCCAAGGUUCUUAUUCUUCUUAGUACCAUUGAUGGAUGCCGCAGAAGAUAUGGUCGACUGGCGCAGUUCUAUUCACAACGCAUCACAUUUUGGCGUCUUGCCUAUUGUGAGGCAUGUUCUUGACAAGCCCCUGGGCCUUUACAAAAGUAUUCGAGGAUAUACCCAAGGAAUGACACCGCUGCACAUUGCCGCAUUUUGGGAAAACGAUGAAGUGGUUCGCGUCCUGCUCGAGAAGCAGAGACGCCUACCACGAAAGUGGUCAGCGUCUUCAACGAACUCGGCUGGAGAAACCCCUCUUCAUAUCGCUGCGGGACGAAGACCAGUAUCUUCUGUACAAGCUCUUCUUGACUACAAAUCGGACCCCAAUAUACGAAAUAACCAAGGCCAUACGCCGCUGCAUAAGGCGAUAUAUAUGGACCAUGCGGAGUCCGUACGAUUAUUGUUAGCAGCAGGAGCCCAAGCUUCAGCUCAGGAUUUCUGUGGUCGUACUCCACUGUACUUGGCAGCCGCAUUUGAUCUCAAGCACGGCGCCCACAGCGGUCGCUUCUGUCACCCCAGCACUGAUUCAGUCAUGAAACAGUUGCUCGAAGCAGGUUCAGACGUAGACCGAGGAGACGAAUACGGCAUUUUGCCGCUGCAUAUCGCAGUUCUCAGGAGCUGCGCCAGGCACACUCGCCUCCUACUGCAUUGGAGUGCGAACCCUGCUAUUGCAAAUUAUUGGGGAUUCAAACCACUACACUACAUAGUAGGCGACUCGGAAAUCCUUGCCUCUAUUGAUGAAUAUAGAGCAAACGAUCGGUACUCAAACUCGCGGAAAGGAAACAUUUUCAGCCAAAGCUCUGGCAACCGAAACGUAUCAACCGCGAACUUCCCGCACGGAAACUAUAGCAUCUAUGAAGGAUGGGGCGACGCCAGAGGUCGGCUUGCCGUCUCAGAGCACAGGACGUACGUCUUCAUGCAUGAGGAGCAACAUAACGCAGGCGUCAAAGAGAUUCUAGAGUGUUUCAAGUCCAGCGGAGCGGAUCUCAAUGUCCAGGCCGCAGAUGGCACCACACCCCUGAUGUGCUGCGCGUAUCGAAACAAACCGACGUGUUUGGUGGCAGCGAAGUGGUUGAUAGCAGCUGGAGUGGACGUUAACACGCAGGAUGAUCACGGUGACUCAUGUCUACAUAUAGCGGUGGUGCAGCGUAAACGAAGUCUCGUGGCUGCGCUCAUCGAUGCCGGUGCCAACCAAGAGUUGCAGAAUGAAAAGGGCAUGACUCCUGCAGACCUCAUACAACUUCGCCCUGAGUUCUGGGAGGUGCUGGAGACAGAGGUCAAAGUUGAAGAGGUCGAAUAG
This is a messenger RNA of Colletotrichum gloeosporioides, 3174 nucleotides long. RefSeq lists its product as uncharacterized. NCBI's taxonomy places the organism in Eukaryota, Fungi, Ascomycota, Sordariomycetes, Glomerellales, Glomerellaceae. The transcript has 3 exons. Gene Ontology annotation, molecular function: protein binding. The coding region runs from base 1 to 3174 and encodes 1057 amino acids. The record is from RefSeq and is a predicted model, not a curated record.